Messenger RNA from Syngnathus acus (greater pipefish), 4234 nucleotides. RefSeq lists its product as uncharacterized. The record is from RefSeq and is a predicted model, not a curated record. Gene Ontology annotation, biological process: DNA integration. NCBI's taxonomy places the organism in Eukaryota, Metazoa, Chordata, Actinopteri, Syngnathiformes, Syngnathidae. Gene Ontology annotation, molecular function: nucleic acid binding. Bases 22 to 3942 code for a protein of 1306 amino acids. The transcript has 2 exons.
AAGAUAAACUUGAGCUGUAAUAUGGCACAAUUCAAACCACCGCCGAGUUUGAGUCUGGAAGGAAAUCUUGCCGAGAACUGGAGAACGUGGCUGCAACGUUAUGAACUUUUCGCGGUUGCCAGUGGAGUAGAAGAAAAGUCGGAGACGGUGCAAUGUGCCACUUUCCUGCAUGUUGCGGGAGAAGAAGCAAUAAAAGUGAGUAACACGUUUGUUUUCACGGAAGACGAGAGGAACAAGAUUGCUGUGUUGAAAACCAAAUUCAAAAAUUACUGUGAGCCCAGGAAGAACCUGACCUACAUAAGGCAUGUUUUUUUCUCCCGUGCACAAGGUCCCUCAGAAACAAUAGAUGCCUAUGUCACAGACCUGAAAAAUAAAGCUAAAGACUGUGAAUUUGGCAACCUGUGCAAUUCACUGAUACGUGACAGAAUUGUCUGUGGGAUACGUGAUGAUCAACUAAGAGCUCGAUUGCUCAGGGAGGCGGAUCUUACGUUAACAAAAGCACUCGAUGUAUGCCGUGCCAGUGAGAUAACCUCGACGCAAAUGAAAGCUUUACAUGAUGAAGUUGAAGUGCACAAAGUCAGCACAGCAAAAGCAUACAAAAAAGGAGUUAGCAGCACAAAAGACAGCGCGAUGGCCAGUGAAAGGAAAUUUGACUGUGACCGAUGUGGUUACAAGCAUGAGCGAAAAAAGUGCCCAGCGUAUGGACAAACAUGCCGAAAAUGUGACAGGACAAAUCAUUUUGCAAAGAUGUGCCGUGCAAACAGACAACCUAAAAAUAAGAAAAUGCAUGCUGUGGGACAGACACAGGAAGGUGACGGCAGUGAGGAAGAGGAAAUGUUUGUUGGAACUGUAGAGAUGAGAAGCAUUGAUGCGGUUGAAAAUGCCAAAUGUGACCAAGACAGAUGGUCUGAAGAGCUGUUAAUAAACAAGAAGAAAAUCACAUUUCGUAUUGACACAGGAGCUGACUGUAAUGUGAUGUCGGCAAAAACGUUUCACAAGUUGAAUCUCAACAAUAAGCUGCAUGUAUCCAGCUGCAAGUUGGUGGCGUAUUCAGGCCACAAGAUGGAGCCCUUAGGCAAGACGUCAGUCACAUGUCUGUACAAAGGUCAAAAGCACAAGAUUGAAUUUGAAAUCAUUGAGAAAGAUGCUCCAGCAAUACUAGGAAGAGAAUCAAGCACCAAACUAAAAAUGGUGAAGAGGCUGUAUAGCAUGGAAGAUGAAGUGCAGAAAAUGCAGAAAGACUAUGAGCAUCUAUUUUCUGGACUUGGAUGCUUACCAGGUGAGCACAGCAUAAAACUAGACCCUGAAGUAAAGCCAGUAAUACAUGCACCAAGAAGAAUCCCUGUUGCUCUAAGGGACAGAGUCAUUGAACAGCUUCACAAAAUGGAGCAGUUGGGUGUGAUCACAAAACAAUCUGAGCCUACACAGUGGGUGAAUAGCAUGGUGACAGUGGUCACUCCUAAGAAGAUCAGGAUUUGUAUGGAUCCCAAAGAUCUGAACAGGGCAAUAAGAAGAGAGCAUUAUCCACUUCUCACUGUGGAAGAAGUGGUGUCAUGCAUGCCAAACGCUAAGUACUUCUCUGUGUUGGAUGCAAACCAGGGAUUUUAUCAGAUAAAACUAGACGAAGAAAGCUCUAAGCUGUGCACGUUUAACACACCCAUCGGGAGAUACCGAUUCAAGAGGCUUCCCUUUGGCAUAUCAUCAGCGAGCGAGGUGUUCCAGAGAGCUGUGGCCCAGAUGAUUGAGGGGUUAGAGGGUGUGGUGAACAUCAUUGAUGAUCUGUUGGUCUGGGGAGACACACUAGAUCAGCAUGACCAGAGACUGACAAAGCUGCUACAGAGAGCAGAUGAAAAUGACCUCAGAUUCAAUAAGAGCAAGUGCAAGUUCAGGAUGAAGGAGGUCAAGUACAUUGGUCAUACACUCAGUGCAGAUGGGUUAAAGCCUGAUGAAGAGAAAAUACGCGCCAUUGUUCGGAUACCCCUGCCUGAUGACAAACAAGCAUUAAUGAGAUUCAUGGGGAUGAUUCAAUACCUAGCGAAAUUCAUUCCCAAUCUGUCUGAUGUCUCUGCACCCCUAAGGCAGCUGUUGCAGGGAGAGACAGAAUGGCACUGGGAGGAGCCUCAGCAACAGAGUUUUGAAAAAUUAAAGCAGCUGAUCACGGAAGCUCCUACUCUGAAAUAUUAUGACGUCAACAAGGCUGUGACGCUGUCUGUGGAUGCAAGCUCUGAAGGCAUCGGGGCUGUAAUACUACAAGAUGAACAACCCGUGGCAUACGGAUCAAGAGCGCUUACAGAUUGUCAACGCAGAUACGCUCAGAUCGAAAAAGAGCUGCUAGCCAUAGUGUACGGAUGUGAGAAAUUCCAUCAAUAUAUUUAUGGCAGAGAGGUCCAGGUCGAGAGCGACCACAAACCACUGGAAAGCAUCUUCAAGAAGCCACUGCAUCAGGCUCCCAUGAGGCUGCAAAGAAUGAUGAUGCGGCUCCAAAAAUACACCAUGGCAGUAACAUACAAGCCAGGAAAGGAGCUUCACAUUGCAGAUGCCUUGAGCCGUGCCUAUCUACGUGAGCAGAAAGAGGACCUUUUGGAGGAGGACCUGCAAGUGAACUGGAUCACACCGCAGUUGCCUAUAUCAGAGGAGAAGCUGGAAAUGUUCAGAAAUGCAACUGCACAAGACCCAGUACUGCAGGAGCUAAUAAACACAACAAUGAGAGGAUGGCCAAAGGACAGGUCUGCUGUGUCUGACAGUGUGCGACCAUUUUGGACAUUCAGAGAGGAGAUCAGUUUUGCUUCUGGUCUGCUAUUCAAAUCAGAGAAACUCAUUGUACCAGAGCUGUUGAGAGCACAAAUGCUUGACAAGAUACACGAGUCACAUUUGGGCAUGGUCAAAUGUAAGGAAAGGGCAAGGGAUGUUCUUUAUUGGCCAGGCAUGUCUGCCCAAAUUGAGCAAGUUGUAGCGCAGUGUGCUAUCUGCAAUGAGCACAAGAAUAGCAAUCAAAAAGAGCCGCUGAUCUCACACCCCCUGCCAACUAGACCAUGGGAGAAGGUUGGCUCAGACAUGUUUCACAGCAAUGGCUCUGAAUAUUUGCUGUGUGUUGACUACUUCUCAAAGUUCCCAGAGAUAAUGAGGUUGACCGAUACCACCAGUAAGGGUGCUAUAAAUGCCAUGAAGUCCAUGUUUGCUAGGCACGGGAUCCCAGAUAUUUUGGUCAGUGAUGGUGCUCCUCAGUAUGCCAGUGCUGAUUUCAAGAGCUUUGCAGAAAGCUGGGAGUUCAGUCAUGUCUUCUCAAGUCCACACUAUGCUCAAUCAAAUGGACAAGCAGAAAAAGCGGUGCAGACAGUGAAGAGAAUGCUCAAGAAGUCUGGAGAUCCUUACAUUGCACUUCUGGAGUACAGGAAUACACCACUGGAAGGUGUGGGCCUGUCGCCUGCACAGAUGCUGAUGGGACGUCGGCUAAAGACAAAGUUACCAACGUCCACCUCACUACUCACUCCUGAAGGUGCACUCGAGGUUCAUAACAAGCUGAAAGAAAAGCAAGCUAAACAGAAAAGCUACUAUGAUCGUCAUGCUAAGCAUCUGCCGGAGCUACACGCUGGAGAAAAUGUGAGAAUGCAGUCUAGAAACACUUGGAAGCCAGCUGUAGUUCUGAAGCGGCACGAACAACAACGCUCCUAUGUGGUGCGUACACCUGAGGGCAGGAUGCUCAGAAGAAACCGGAGACAUCUCAGGGAGACUGCUGAGAGGGUGUUUCCAUCUUCUACAACUGAGAGAGAAUUGAAUGUGGAUAUGGACUCUAACCAAAGUGCUGCUGAUCAGGACAAUUCACACUUAGAAACCUCAGCACAUGCUCCGCAGUCACACAGUGACACUGUGUGCUCUCCCAAGCAACCGUACCGUACUAAAUCAGGGAGACUGGUCAAGACUCCAAUACGGUUUAGAGAGUAAGGUCAUAAAAAAAAAAAAAAAAAAAAGGAAAAGUGGACUUAAUGUUGAUAAGUUCUAUUGCACUAUUCCAUGUUUGGUUUCAUUUUGCUGCAUACCUGUACUUGAUUACGGAAGAAUAUUUUGUUUGAAUUUAGGGCAGAAAUGUUGAUUAUUGGAAAGUUUUUAUGUAUACAGUGCUGGGUGAUUUAUUUCGUUUUCUUGGAUGUUGUAUCCGAUAGAGGGUAUAUAUGUUAUUGUAGACAAUUUGCUAGAAAAAAAUAUAUAUAUAUAUUUUCUGUUUGUUGUUGUACAA